This is a messenger RNA of Staurois parvus, 615 nucleotides long. The record is from the annotation of a GenBank genome assembly. NCBI's taxonomy places the organism in Eukaryota, Metazoa, Chordata, Amphibia, Anura, Ranidae.
AGCGGGCACCGAGUCGUCUGGCAGAACAGCGGGCACAGAGUCGUCUGGCAAGACAGUGGGCUCCGAGUCAACAGGCACGACAGUGGGCACCGGGUCAUCAGGUAUCGGAUUGUCUGGCUCGACAGCGGGCAUCGGGUCACCAGGUAUGACAGCGGGCACUGGGUCACCAGGCAUCAGGUCAUUUGGCUUGCCAGCGGGCACCGCGUCAUCUGGCAAGGCAGUGGGCACCGGGUCACCAGGUACCGGAUCGUCUGCAUCAACAGCGGGCAUCGAGUCAACUGGCCUAAUAGGAUCGUCGGGCUGGAUCAGUUCAUCAUGCUGAGUAGCGGCAUCAGGCUGAAUGCAGGCAUCAGGCUGAGCAGAGGCUUCAGGCUGAGUAGAGGCUUCAGGCUGAGUAGAGGCUUCAGGCUGAGGCUGAAGAGAGGCAUCAGGCUGAAGAGAGGCAUCAGGCUGAAGAGAGGCAUCCGGCUGAAGAGAGGCAUCCGGCUGAAGAGAGGCAUCCGGCUGAAGAGAGGCUUCAGGCUGAGUAGAGGCUUCAGGCUGAGUAGAGGCUUCAGGCUGAGUAGAGGCUUCAGGCUGAGUCACGGAAGGCAGGUUCACCGGUUUGGAUACUGG